UGUGAUCACCUUCAAAAUCAAAAACUCUGAGCUCAUAAAUUCACUCUUCAAUCCAUUACCUUCUUAAUCACCACCACCACUCUCCCUUCAUCCUCUCUCUCUCUCUCUCUCUCUGCUCAAAACCAAAACUUUCCAAAAAUAGCAAUGACAACUUCAUUGCCCAUUCUUAAUUUUCUUCCUGUUGGAUUCAGAUUUAGACCAACAGAUGAAGAGCUUGUUAACCACUACCUCAAAAACAAAUUACUUGGUAAUGAUUACAUUGUAAACAAUGUUUUAGCAGAAGUUGAUGUUUGCAAGUUUGAACCUUGUGAAUUACCAGCUGUUUCAGUGAUAAAAUCAGUUGACCCAGAAUGGUUUUUCUUGUCUCCUUGUGAUUACAAGUAUGCUAAGAGUAAAAGGUUUAACAGGGCAACAAAGUUUGGAUUUUGGAAAGCUACUGGAAAUGAUCGUAAGAUUAAGAUUAGGGGUACUAAUAAGAUUAUUGGGAUUAAGAAAACUCUUGUUUACUAUCAUGGUCGUAUUCCUGGUGUUAAGAGCAAUUGGGUUAUUCAUGAGUAUCAUGAUGUUACCUUGGAAGAAAACAAGAGGAAUUUUGUUUUAUGUCGCUUGAUGAGGAAAGCCGAGACAAAAGCUGAAGAGGAAGCUGAUAUAAUGAUAUAUGAUGAAGGGGAAGGGAAGCCAAGUAGAAACUUGAGUUCUUCUGACCAUGAAAAUCAAGAAACUGUUGAAGGAAUUCCAGAUGUAAUAAGUGGUACUUUGCAAGAAAUAAAUAUGCAGUCAAUAUUUCAGGCACCUUAUCAGGCAGAAAAUUACUACCCUUUCUCAACACAACAGUCUUCUAUCUCUGAAAAUGAGCCGGAAGUAUUGAUCCCAAACUUGCAACUUCACAAUGCCUAUUUUAGAAAUGUAAACACGGUUGAUCAAAGUCCGUUUAAAACUCCGGAAGAGGAAGAUACAUUCGUCAAUUCGAUGCUUACUGACGGGGAGUAUAUUGCUAGUGAAAAAAGAAAACAUACUUUUAUCAACAGUCCGGUCCGGUCCGAGUCAUUGAGAAUGGCUUACUAUGAAAGCAGUGACACAGACGCCGAAGUAGUCUCUACGCCGUAUGGCAGUAUUAUGGAUACUUCAAUGGCGUCUCUUCAAUAUCUUAGUCCAGGAGAAUACUAUGCAUCGAAAAUGUUGAAAUCAACGCAUUUUAAUGUUUAUGGAAGCACAUAUUUUCCAUCUUUUAACAAUGGUGAAAACGACAACAAAAUGGAGAAUACAUUCCAAGAUGAUUUCGGCGGAGUGGCGGCAUCGUCUUGUGACUCAACUGCAAAUAAAUCUUAAUAUUUUGGUUUGAGCCUAACUCAACUCUAUAAAUUUGGGCUUGUAAAGUGAAGAUUGCCCUCAGCCCCUCACUUAUAAACAUAUAUGACGCCCAUAUAUACUUGUCUAUGAAGUGUUAGCUUAGUUGUAACUUAAACAUAUAUGAACGGUAUUCAAUAAAAAUCCAUAAACCGUUAAUCUUGAUGGGUCUCAAUAAACCGUACUUGUGUAGGAUGAUUACAAAUUGCUUUUUGUAUGAUCAGAAAAUUUAGAAAAUUGCUUCAAGAGAAAAUUUAGAAACCAGAAGCUAUCGUAAUGAAAUAUUCUCAUUGUUUCUAGCUUUUUCCAUAGCCAAUAAUUUUGCAACUGCACUAUU
Messenger RNA from Trifolium pratense (red clover), 1684 nucleotides. RefSeq names its product NAC domain-containing protein 69-like. Gene Ontology annotation, biological process: regulation of DNA-templated transcription. Bases 145 to 1329 code for a protein of 394 amino acids. The transcript is spliced from 5 exons. Gene Ontology annotation, molecular function: DNA binding. The record is from RefSeq and is a predicted model, not a curated record. NCBI's taxonomy places the organism in Eukaryota, Viridiplantae, Streptophyta, Magnoliopsida, Fabales, Fabaceae.